CCCUCCUCUCCGCCAACGAGAAGCUAUGCGUGCGCGGUGUGCGUGACCAUCACGUCUGCAUAGUGAUUGUACACUGUGGUUCCAGACCGACUAGCCCAUUGGCUGCCUCCAUUUUCUCAUGCGCGCUCUGUUCACUUGGGAUGUCGAAUUUAGCGCAUAUCUGCAUGGCGACCGCAUGGUUUUGUCAUAAGAUGUCUACACCUAUCUUUGAAAUCUCCCUUCUUUCUACCGGACCAAACGGAACGCGACAAUCAUCAAGGGGACGCCUACAUCAUCUGAUUCUUGCGUUCAAAUGCCACGCCUUGGCAUUCCUGGUUGUUGGCCAUGUAGAGUCUCGAAGCAAGGAUGCUCAAUGAAUCUGGAUGGGAAAGGGCCGUGUGACCGAUGUAGUGAGAGACUCUGGAGCUGUAAAGGAUACGGAGAGGAGCGACGAAGGUGGCAUAGGGAUAAAGAAUUCAUCUCUUAUAUCAAGGCGACGCUGAUGAAGCCCGCGAUGAUAGUCACUAGGCGAGCCAGCAUUACUAAUCCCGCACGAGGCUCACCCCGUAACCGUCAACGUGCAUCUGCACAAUCGACAUGCGGUGAUGUGCACCAGCUACAUCCACCUCUUUAUACCCAUCAAUACAAUUCUUCUCUACACAGUAGCCUUCUCCUUAAUCACCCUGGUCACUUGGGUUAUGGCACACGUCCGGCCUCUACGCAAGCAUCUAUCCACACUUGGUCAGACAGCUCACCUCCGGCCAGUUUUCCUUCUCUUGUUCCUGGUGUCGCAGGUCCAAGCUCUCGCUUUGUGCGCUCAAAUCCCGACUCUUUUCGAGGCAACGCUUGUCCUCGCGAAGGGAAUCACAGCACUGAACACCAGCGGUCGGUAACACGUGUUCAUGAACCCUCCACUCCUGCUUCUAUGCCACGUCCACCGGUUUCUGGUCAUCCGCGUGCGCUUCCCAAACAAUCGCAGCGCAAUUUCCUUCCGCUACGUGACCCUAGCCAACCAGGAUAUGCGACCUUCAAACAAGUCCCGGACGCGCUUCGCUCAGGGUCGGAUAGUGGUUCAGAACCCAGCCGUAACGUUGUAGCUUCAAAUCCCUUUCACGAAGGGCGCCAGGGUGUGCAACAGCCUAUAAACAAACCCUCCGCCCCUGUUGCCGCACCACACCCUCCUUUUCACACUCAUCCGCGUGCGUCAGUCCGACGGUCAAUAGGCAACCUCCUUCCGCUGCAAUACUCCAGCCAAUCGAGGUAUGACUUGUCACCCAUCCCCGCGCAAACCCCUUUUGUGUCCUAUGAGGGGUCAGUCGGGCCCCCGGGCCCUCCAGCUGCCCCAUCAGAUGGGUUCUCAGAAGUCAGUUCGAACUCAACUCUCUCAAAUUUCAAUGCUGUCCCAAGCAACCCUUACCUCCAAAAGGGGAGCCAACAACCACAAGCAAUGCCUGUCAAUUUUACGCCUGUAGCACUGCCCCGGUUAGACUACCACUCGCAUCUAAGCUUGGCGCCGGCGUCCGUCCCGUCUCAUGGACACUUGGUCAGACCACCCCCCGUCGUUUCUCAGUGUAGUAUCUCACGGCAAAGUUCUGGCCUUAUUCAUUCGCAACCCCACGUUUUCCUCAUACCGAAUGACUACCAUCUUCACGAAGGGCAGGCAAUACUUCCCGGUGUUCCCUCCACUUCUAAUUCUGCCCUACAACCAUCUUUUCAUGAUUACCAGCGUGCUUUUUCUCAGGAUGCGCUUCGGGGUGACCAUCCACCAGAGCGCUCUGUUCAAUUAGAGAACGAAUCACAAUCAACCAUGGCACAAGCGUCUGUCCCUAUCCCUUCCAAUUUCGACGCAUUCCUGAUCUCAGGCGAUCCUCCUCGCGAAGGCUGUGACAGUGACAACCCACCAUGGGCAAGGCUCAUGAACCAUCCUUCGUCUUACUCCACAGAAGCGGGCCCUCAUGGGACUCCAGGGAGCGUCCACUUUGGCGGUGCCUAAGACUCCGCGUACUUUACAGUUCUUACUCGCUAGCCGGCAGUCACUUUCGGUUACACCUGGCCUGCAAUACCUCAGCAUCGUUCGUCCUCCGUAAUGACCGCAACGACAAUGAUCAGAGCGGCAAUCUCUUCGUCGAGAAGUGUAGACCGACAAUGAUUCUACGCUACUUUGAAGACGAACCAACCUUGGGCCACACCAGUGCUAUUCUCUGCGCUGAAGCAGGAUUUGCAUGCCAUGAAUGACCACGUAUUAGGAACCCGUAUUAGGGGACUGUGAUGGUAGCUUGAU
Molecule: messenger RNA, 2260 nt
Organism: Cantharellus anzutake
Lineage: Eukaryota; Fungi; Basidiomycota; Agaricomycetes; Cantharellales; Hydnaceae
Exons: 5
Coding region: 293-1972 (559 amino acids)
Source: RefSeq, a predicted model, not a curated record